Messenger RNA from Anisakis simplex (herring worm), 201 nucleotides. The record is from the annotation of a GenBank genome assembly. Lineage: Eukaryota; Metazoa; Nematoda; Chromadorea; Rhabditida; Anisakidae.
AUGGGCAGCGAAACGAUGACAAGUGAGAACAUGUUCACCGUGCUCAUGCUUGUUGGUUGUAUCGGUUUAAGUAUAACGUACAAAACGGUUGAGCGGUUCGAUAGCGAUUUUCGUUUACCGUCUCAUUUCAUGCCGACUGUUUAUGAUCUGAAACUUUCACUAUCAUCUGACAGAGAGACAAUUUGCGGUCAGGUGAAAUGA